AUGACGACGUCAACCGUUGCCGCCGCCCUUGGCAAACUUUUGUUUGUUGCCGUCGUUACGCUAGUAAUCUCAGUCGCGAAUGCGCUUAGUUCCGUGCCAGAGCUUUCGGACUGGGAGCAAGACCAAUAUCUCACCCUACAACUUACCGUACCUUUAGGUUCAGGUGACGCCAAGCCGAUCAGACACCGAGUUGUCCCAUUGACUGAAGCUGUUGGGAUGAACCAGUCCGUCAUAGCUCGGGAGUCUAUCACAAUCAAGGGGACAAUGGUUCCUACUGAAGAAGGCGGUUGGCUCGAGUUUAUCGACUCCAACAGUAUCGCAUAUCUCAACUGCGACAACCCUAACUCAACCUCCCUCUUUGACCAGCUCAUGGCCAAGGCACCAAAAGCUAUUCUGCUGUUUAGCCUGGCCGGGGCUGGCUGCAGACGCGACAGCACGGAUGACUGGAACUACACUACUAUUUUCACCAUGACCGACCAAAUCGAUGCAAGAGACACGCUUAACCUCACAAUGUCAGGCAGUUUAGCCACUAUUACUGGGGAUUAUGAGGAACCUGACGAUGAUGACGACGAAGAUCGAACCGGGCAUGGCUCACCGAUCGCCAUGAAUAUUCUCUACAGUAUUACCGGAGUCAUUACCCUACUCUUCCUCGCUAUUAUCGCGACCGGAGCGAUCCGAGCCCAUCGUUAUCCGGAGCGAUACGGACCUAGGCCCGGCUACGGCGGACGGCCUAGUCAAAGCAGAGCCAAAGGGCUGGCGCGUGCAGUGCUUGAAACCUUGCCUAUCGUCAAGUUUGGAGAGAAAUCCCCAGCCAAGCCGGAUCCCGAUUUCCAGCUUGAACAGCAACCCUCCAGGUCAUCACAGGAUCCAACGCCACGAGCAAAAUUGUCAGCAAUCCAAGAGACGGUACCAUCUAUAGCCAAAUCUCAAGGACCCAUGACUGUACCGAGUGUGGAGGCAUCCGAACAGGCUUCGUCGGCAACAGUCUAUGGGGCUCAAACGGGCAUGACCAACACAGCCGGCGACAUUGAGAAUACGACCUCAGACGACAUCAAUCUGGGGUGUCCAAUUUGUACCGAGGAUUUCACGAUUGGUGAAGAUGUUCGGGUUCUCCCUUGCAACCACAGGUACCACCCAGCUUGCGUCGACCCUUGGCUGGUAAAUAUCUCGGGCACUUGCCCUCUAUGUCGUCUCGAUCUUCGACCCCACAGCUCAAUCGAAAGCACUACCGGCCCUGGCGAUAAUCACUCAGUGUCUUUGCCAACAGCAGCAGGCGACAACGCCCAGCAGCCCGGCACCAGUGGAAGUCCCAUGCCAAGCACCGCCCCUAGAGAGCGGCGAAGGUCUUUGCGAAUUCUUGACUUGCACAGACUUCGGGCUGCCUCUAUCGAAGAACGUAUGGAAAUCUUGAGAAGACAUAGGUCUCAGCAGCAACAACGACGGUCUGUCACAGGAUCGUCAUUAACAAGCGAUCCUGAUAACGGCGAAUCCACAGAUUCUACUCACCGAGCGAGACUCGCUGAGCGAUUCAGAGGCAGACUUAGGGCAUCACGGCCUCCAAGUCAGGCGCAGCCACAACCAACAGAGGUAGAUAUACCCACGCCCACGCCGUGA
Molecule: messenger RNA, 1614 nt
Organism: Neurospora tetrasperma FGSC 2508
Lineage: Eukaryota; Fungi; Ascomycota; Sordariomycetes; Sordariales; Sordariaceae
Exons: 3
Coding region: 1-1614 (537 amino acids)
Biological process (GO): ubiquitin-dependent protein catabolic process
Cellular component (GO): cytoplasm
Molecular function (GO): ubiquitin protein ligase activity
Source: RefSeq, a predicted model, not a curated record